Molecule: messenger RNA, 1366 nt
Organism: Entrophospora sp. SA101
Lineage: Eukaryota; Fungi; Glomeromycota; Glomeromycetes; Entrophosporales; Entrophosporaceae
Source: the annotation of a GenBank genome assembly
AAUCGAAAAAUUUCCAACUCGAUAUCAUGUUUUUGAACAGACAGAGUAUAAAAAGUGGGUAUUUACUUUGAUGUUUGGAAGGCGAGAGUGUUUAGACCUGAGAUCACUUGACCAACAACAGAUUCAUGAUGUCAAAUCCACUCAUCAACCAUAUAUUCGUGCAACAGGUUUUGGACAUGCUACAAGAGUAGUUCAAAUAGCAUCAGAUAUAUUAUCAUUAUCUCGUAAACAUACAGUGUACAUAAUUUCCAAUGCUCCUCGUUUUAUUUUUCAAGGUGCAAUAGAUAAAGGUGCAUGUUAUAGGCAUGCACUGAUAGAUUCUGGAGUUCAACAACCUCGCGCAUAUACAGUUGAUAGGCAACGAACAAUUGAUGAUUUGAUAACUUUUAUAAAGAAUAGACCGGAAAUGAUUGAAAAGGAAGCUAAUUGGCUGAAAGAAGUUAAAGCUGAUAUUGUAUUAUCAGAUGCGCCAUUUUUACCAUGUGCAGCUGCAUCAACAGCAGGAAUACCGUCAGCGAUUGUUAGCAAUUUUACAUUUGAUGCGGUGUAUAAUGGGUUAUGCGAAGGAGAUGAAUUAGAUAUUACUAUCAAAAAACUCGUAGAACAAGUUAUAGAAGAUUACAAAAAUUCAGGAUUACUAAUCAGGCUACCAGUUAUUGAUGUGCCAUUAGUAGUAAGGAAAAGCAAAACACCAAGAGAUAUUGUAUUGAAAAACCUUGGAAUACCAGAAGAAAUAUUUACAACACAUAAAGUUUUAAUGGUAUCAUUUGGAGGACAAAAUUUAGUUGAUAUAGAAAAAUGGGGAAAUCCAUUACCUGAUAAUUGGAUUGCAAUUGUCUGUGGUGGUUCAUGUGAUAAAUUACCAGAGAAUUUCUACAAUUGCCCAAAAGAUGCUUAUAUACCUGAUUUAACUAAUGCAGCUGAUGCUGUAAUGGAAUGUAUUGGGCAUUCAAAGCCCUUUAUUUAUGUUCCAAGACCUCAAUUUAUAGAAGAGUUAGGUUUGCUUAAAUUAAUGCAGUUUCAAGGCAUAAGUUUAGAAAUGUCUAGAGAAAGAUUUGAAAAUGGAGAAUGGAGAUCACAUAUAUUAGAAGCCUACAAUAUGUCAAAAAAUACAAAAAAAAGGCAUAAACCAAAAAUCGAAAAAUUAAAACAUAAUGGAGGAAAAGUUGCAGCUGAAAUAUUAGAAAAAUAUUUGGACGAGAAAUAUAAUGAUGACAAAAGUAAUAGCAAUAGCAAUAGUGUUUCUGUUUUUGCAAGUUUAAAAGAACUAAGAAACAAGAAACGAAAAUCAACUUCAUUAACUAGUACCAAGAAUACUAAUAAUGAUGAUAAUAAUAAAAAUAUUAUUAUUAUGUCUGUUUCAUGA